Messenger RNA from Lachancea fermentati, 1272 nucleotides. The record is from the annotation of a GenBank genome assembly. Lineage: Eukaryota; Fungi; Ascomycota; Saccharomycetes; Saccharomycetales; Saccharomycetaceae.
AUGAAGCUAAAGCUAAUUGUAAAUGGAUCUGAAUCACCAGAAGAUUACAAACUAUUACGAUCUACUAUUGCUACUGUAGCGUCACUGAGAAAGAAUGCCAUUCUCAGAUUUACGAGUGAAAGGCUAGUGAUUAUAUCAACGCCCACAAUGAUGUCGAAUAAUAGUGCUCUUCUUGGGGGAGAUACAGGUCAGCUGUGGUGUACCAUACCUAGAGAUGUUUUUUCACUGUAUAAUGUAAUCAGUGCGCGUGAUUUAAAUACCAUAACUAUGGAAUGCAAUUGUGAUCUUCUCCUCAAUGUCUUGAAGAAGUAUGAUCGAGUUAUCGGCCAGGGCGGUGAUAGCGCUAUGACAAUAAAGCUACAGAGUAUGCCAGAAUGGAAUAUGAAUCCCGCAUUAACAGAAGAGGGAAAAUCUCUCAACAGUUCCAAGCCUAAUCCCAUUUGCGCGCUUGGAGUAACGUUUGAGGAGCUCAUCCACACGGCCUAUGAUGGACAUGUCGGAAGUAUGACAACAAACUCCUGUAAUUCCAUAUCUAGUAAAACAAUUGCACAUUCAUUCAAAGUCCCAGCAAAACUACUAUUUCGAGUUCAAGAUGCACGCAUACAGGAACCAUUGAUUAAUUAUACGCAAUUGAUGAUGUAUAGAUUACCUACGCCUCAAGGUGAAUGGGGGCAUGGAUUUCACAAUUUUAUACGCCGUGUGGAACGUUAUACAAAUCUUAAUUAUAUUAAAUUAAGUGGCAGGAAAUUAGGAACAGAUGGAGAUACUGAAUACCCUCACGAUAACACGAACAAACAUGAACUUAAAAUUGUAGUCAAUGAACUUGAUUGGUACCUUGAGAUAUGUUGGAAUGGUCCGUUGGAAGCUAUUAUACAAUCUCAGAAUGAAACACUCGAAACACAAUCCUGCUUACCAAAUGCAGAGGCAAGUGGCUCCCAUGAUGCCAAUGGUCUUGUCCAUGAUAGUAUGUCGAUUGAAGAGGAUACGGAUUUCAAUGUCACUGUUGAACAGCAGCCAGUUGAUCCUACCGCUUUGAACUUACAGGAAAAUGAGGAUAGUUUCCAGCAUGAGGUGAUAAUUAGAUGCAAAGAUUGGAAAGUAUGUGCUAAACUCUAUGAUGUAUUUGAGGAGAUUGUUUUGGCUAUAUCUCAUGAUGAAUCAUGCGUUUUCCACUGCAGUCUGAAUAGAGGAAGCAUUGAAGAUGAUAGCGGGGAGAAAGCACGUGAGCAUGGUCAAGUGAUUUACUACAUGGCCCGAGCCAAGAGGGUAUAA